Cololabis saira (Pacific saury) is the source of this 7601-nucleotide messenger RNA. RefSeq names its product diaphanous-related formin 2 (gene diaph2). Gene Ontology annotation, cellular component: actin filament; cytoplasm. Gene Ontology annotation, biological process: actin filament polymerization; actin cytoskeleton organization. The transcript has 32 exons. The record is from RefSeq and is a predicted model, not a curated record. Gene Ontology annotation, molecular function: actin binding; microtubule binding; small GTPase binding. Bases 607 to 4146 code for a protein of 1179 amino acids. NCBI's taxonomy places the organism in Eukaryota, Metazoa, Chordata, Actinopteri, Beloniformes, Belonidae.
UCCGAGAAGAGAUCUUUUGAGUUUUUUCUUAUAUUAAAUUUAUCAAUAACGUUGUAAUUACAGCAACCUUAUCCGUGGCGGUGGCUCUUUUGUACGGGAUACAUACGAACACCGUCCACCGGGGUAGUGUUCACCCAGUGCUGCCUUUCAUGAGUGGACAGCACUGUAAAGUGGUCCACUCACAGAGAACAACGGUGAUUUCUCCCAAACAUCUCAAUCGAUUAUUGAUCAGCAAUAAUUCCCGCUAUUGUCGGCUCAAUAACGGCCUGGUCGCUGGACACUGGGAAGUGUCCGGGCAUUUGGAAGUACCCGUUUUAUCUCGUUAUGACCAAGUUACACGGCUAGAGGAUUUACCCGCCUGUGUGAACAGAUGUGAGGAGGCGACAGGACGUGGACUACAACUCACACCACCACACCUAUUCUCCUAACAAGUCUCCUUUAUGGUUGGAUCCAUUAUUUGAUAACGGCCAGCUUUCUUCACUUUUUAAACCGAAUGGAUUUUAAACCCGCAUGAAGCUGGAUGUUUUUGCUGCCCCGGUGCUGUGGAGAUAAUCAACGUCUAAUAAGGACGCACUUCUUGCCUCUGGAGGAAAGUUAAAGGCAGAUAUGGAUCAGGCCAGCGGCGGGGAAGACCCCAACAAGCCCUCCAAGAAGAAGUCCAGCGAGGAUGAGGGGAAAAAUAAAAAGCUGAACAUACACAUUAAAACUUUGGCUGAUGAUAUGCGUGAUCGAAUCACAAGUUUCAGGAAAACAGGGAUGAAGAAGGAGAAGCCACUUAUACAGCAUCCAACAGACCCCCUCUCCCCCCAAUCCGAACUACCGCUUCCUCAGCCCUUUUUUGACGACAGAUCCAUGAACCUCUCUGAAAAAGAAAUUAUCGACCUCUUCGAGAAAAUGAUGGAGGACAUGAACCUGAACGAGGAACGAAAAGCCCCUCUACGUGGGAAGGACUUGAGUACCAAACGAGAAAUGGUUGUGCAGUACAUCUCGGCCACUGCAAAAUCUAUAACUGGGAGCAAAGUUGCGGGCGGACUAAGGAACAGCAAGCAUGAGUGUACACUUUCAUCACAAGAAUAUGUCCAUGAACUGCGAUCGGGCAUCACAGAUGAAAAACUGCUCAACUGCCUGGAAUCCCUUCGAGUGUCUCUCACCAGUAACCCUGUCAGUUGGGUAAAUAACUUUGGUCAUGAAGGACUUGGCCUUCUUCUGGACGCUCUGGAGAAGCUACUGGACAAGAAACAACAAGAAAACAUUGAUAAACGGAACCAGCAUAAACUCAUCCAGUGCUUGAAAGCUUUUAUGAACAAUAAGUAUGGGCUGCAGAGGAUCUUGGGCGACGAGCGGAGCUUGUUGCUGCUGGCACGAGCGAUCGACCCCAAACAGACCAACAUGAUGACAGAGAUCGUCAAAAUUCUCUCAGCUGUCUGCAUUAUUGGAGAGGAAAACAUCCUGGACAAGAUUCUGGCUGCCAUGACGAUCGCUGCAGAGAGAAAUAAUAAAGAGAGGUUUGCUCCAAUUGUGGAAGGUUUGGAGAACCACGAGGCACAGCAGCUCCAGGUUGCUUGCAUGCAGCUGAUCAAUGCCCUGGUCACCUCCCCUGAUGACUUGGAUUUCCGCAUACAUCUGCGUAAUGAGUUCUUAAGAUGUGGCCUGAAGAAGAUCCUUUCUGAGCUAAAAGAGACAGAGGAGUUGGACAUCCAGCUGAAGGUGUUCAAUGAGAACAAGGAGGAGGAUGCUAUCGAACUCUCCCAUCGCCUUGAAGACAUCCGCACCGAGAUGGAUGAUAUGAAUGAAGUCUACCAUCUCUUGUCCAAUAUGGUGAAAGACACCGGCUCGGAGAACUACUUCCUGUCAAUUCUCCAGCACCUAUUGCUGAUCAGAAAUGACUAUUACAUCAGGCCUCAGUACUACAAGGUGAUAGAAGAAUGCGUGUCUCAGGUGGUUCUGCAUCGCAGCGGGAUGGACCCCGACUUUGGCUACAGUAAAAGAUUAGACGUGGACUUCACCCAGCUCAUUGAUCAGUGUGUGGAUAAAGCUAAAGUUGAAGAGAGCGAGCAGAAGGCUGCAGAGUACUCUAAAAAGUUUGAUGAGGAGUUCAGUGCGCGCCAGGAAGCCCAGGCUGACACUCAAAAGAAGGAGGAGAAAAUCAAGGAGCUGGAGGCUAAGAUUCAGACCCUUGAGACACAGUUAAUUAUUGAAAAAGACAAGCUCAAAGAGGCUCAGAGACUCAUCAGGGAAUCUGAAGCCAAGAUUGCUGCAGGUCCAGCUACGCCGGGGGCCCCCCCACCACCACCAGUACCAGGGGGUGCAGGGCUUCCACCACCACCACCUCCGCCCCCCCCACCCGGUGGCUGCCCCCCACCCCCCCCGCCACCCCCUCCUCCCCCCGGGCACGCUGGGAUGCCCCCACCACCUCCACCUCCUCCACCCCCAGGGGGAGGCCCACCGCCGCCCCCACCACCGCCUGGCUUCGGGCCCCCACCACCUCCGCCUCCCUUUGGUAUGGGCGGGCCUCCGCCACCUCCUUCGCUGCCUGUCGUCAAGCUACCUUAUGGCCUGGAGGCCAAGAAGGUCUACAAGCCUGAAAAUGUGAUGAAGCGGGUCAACUGGAGCAAGAUAGUGCCUCAGGAAAUGGCAGAGAACUGCUUCUGGAUCAAAGUCAAAGAAGAGAAGUUUGAGAAUCCUGACCUAUUUGCUCAGCUCUCCCUCUGCUUCUCCUCACAGAGUAAAGUGAGAAAAGAUGUGAAAGAUGAGACCGACGACAGAGUACCACAGUUUAAGAAGAAGGCGAAAGAACUUCGUAUCUUGGAUGCCAAGACUGCUCAGAAUCUGUCAAUUUUCUUGGGCUCGUUCCGCCUGCCUUAUGAAGAGAUCCGGGACAUCGUGCUGCAGGUUGAUGAGGAGAGACUGGGCGAAUCACUCAUCCAGAACCUGAUUAAAAACCUGCCAGAGCAGAAAGAGCUGAGUGCCCUUGCAGAACUGAAGAGUGAAUAUGAAGAGUUGGUGGAGUCGGAGCAGUUUGGCAUUGUGAUGAGCUCAGUAAAGCUCCUACGACCACGCCUCAAUGGCAUACUGUUUAAGCUAACCUUUGAGGAGCAGGUGAAUAACAUCCGGCCAGACAUCAUGAAUGUGACGUUUGCCUGUGAGGAAGUGAAGAAGAGUGACAGCUUCCACAAGUUCCUGGAGUUGGUGUUGCUGGUCGGCAAUUACAUGAAUGCUGGCUCAAGAAACGCGCAGACAUUUGGUUUCAACAUCAACUUCCUUUGCAAGUUACGAGACACUAAAUCCAUCAGUCACAGCACAACACUUCUUCAUUUCUUGGCUGAGAAGUGUGAAGAGAAUCACCCAGAGAUUGUGAGGUUCCCAGAGGAACUGGAGCAUGUGGAUAGUGCCAGCAAAGUACCUGCUGAGAUCUUAAAGACCAGUUUGACCACCAUGGAACGCAACAUUCAGAGGCUCGAGAACGAUAUCGAAAACUUCCCCAAAACAGAUGACCAACAAGAUAAGUUUGUGGAAAAGAUGUCUGGCUUCAGUAAACAUGCUCGAGAGCAGUACGAGAAGCUGUCCACCAUGCACAAGAACAUGCAGAAGCUUUACGAGAGCAUUGGCAAUUAUUUUGCCUUCGACCCUCACUCAGUCAGCGUGGAGGAUUUCUUCGGAGAGCUGGCCAACUUCCGCAUCCUCUUCAUGGAUGCAAUGAAGGACAACCACAAGAAGAGGGAGAUGGAGGAGAAGACGAAGAGAGCUAAGUUGGCGAAGGAGAAAGCAGAGCGUGAGAAGCAAGAACGCCAGCAGAAGAAGAAGCAGCUGAUUGACAUGAACAAAGAGGGUGAUGAGACUGGUGUGAUGGACAGCCUCAUGGAAGCUCUUCAGUCCGGAGCAGCCUUCAGAGACAGGCGAAAACGGACACCGCGCAAUGGUGAUCAAAGCCCUUCCAGUCCAGCCUCUCGGUGGCCGGGUGCUAACUAUGGUUCGAGAACUCUAGAUGUCGCCUCUGGGAAAAGCAGACAACCGCCGUGCAGUCCUGGAAAGGUCUCGUUCACGCCACAACGCAAAUCACCAAGCUCGAUGAUUACCCGCGUCUACCACAAGACGCUAGAUAAGUGCCAAAGAGGCCUGCGAAGAGGAGACCAGGAAGACAUCUGAAGGAGGAACAGACCUCCGUCACUGUGGCACACACACACACACACACACACACACACACACUCACACACACACUCGCAGCACCAAGUAUUGAACACAAACGCCUGCAGAAACUACACAGAGCUGCAGAACCAGACAUUUAACGUCAUGCUGUUCAUCGCCUUACGUAUUUAUUCAAUAAUUUCUAAAUGCUUUUAAAGGUUUUGUCCUCUCUUGAGUUUGAUUUAUAGCUAAAAAAAAUAAAUAAUCAAAGCUACUGCUCUUUGAAUUUUAAAGAUUUUAAUUGUAUGAGAGUCAAAUUUAUUUUUUUGCAGGUUUAAACCUUUUACUUCAGUCUUGUAAUUGACAUCAUACUCGAGCUCACAUGCAUUACACAUCGCAUCGCAUUGAAAAUAGACAAUUCUGCCAAGGAGGACUGCAACUUCAUCCACACUCGCUCUCAAGAAGACGGGCGGCGGAGCAGCCGUCUUUUAAAAAGGAAGAUGUUUUAACAAGCUUUCAAACGGCAGACCAUUUCCUCAGCAAGUCACUGAACUCUUAACAGAAGAGGAAACAACUGCUACAUUUGUGUUUCACGUCAUCCCCACCUUUAACAGUUUUUUUUUUUUUUUUUUAGCAGUAAUUAUUACAUCAAACUCCAACUAAACACAAAACAGAACACAAAAGCCGGCUGCGGUUCACUCCAAUGUUUCGGUGACUCGUGGACGUUCGAAAACUAAUCUCCAUUCUGAAAAGAUGCAUUUUAUUUUAUUACUAUUUUUUGCUGCAUAUCACUAAUACCAUUGUUUGUACAUCUCUGUCCUGAAGACACUUUUGCUGUUAACAUUAGAGACUGACAGACUUUUUUUAAACGCAUCUUUCCCCGUGGAGGGACGACUAGAAACUCUCAGAUCUCGCUGUAGGUCACGCAGGUUUUCAGUGGGGGACAUAAUUAUACUAAGGUAUUACAAAAGUUGUAUCAUUAAUCUAUGUCAUCCUUUUUUUUAAAAUGAAGGCUCUUAAAGGAAAAAAAAAAAAAGUACAGCAGUAAUUAAUCUGUGUGGAGAGCGAUGGUAGGGAAAAAGAAAAAUCAGUGCCACUCAGAAUGAUCACAGCAGAUUUCCUGUGGAUCCCCCCCCCAUGGGUUUCUGAAAUGUAAUGAAAUAAACUUUGUGGAGAAAAAUGUGUAAUUAAUAUAAUUUAAUUGAUAUGAAUACAACAAAUGUUUUUACUGUAUAAAACCAGAUAUUAAAUCAAAAUGUAUACUGCAAAACUCACCCUGACAUCUCAGAUAUAUAUGACAAAUAUGAGGAGAGAAAGGAUUAAAAGCCCGGCCAUGACUGACAGACUUCCUCACUCUGCUGAAGACCUCCAAACCUUUUCAGAUCUGUGACGCUAGAAAGGCGCGUCUGCUACAUGGAGAAACCAUCUGCUGCUUGCUGUUUAGGUACAGUACAGGAGAAAUUCUGUUUCCUUGUAUGGACUCUCUGCUGCACACUUCUGCUGAACUAUUUAUUCAUAUAUUCAUGCUUAGGGCAGCCCUGUCCCCCUCACUUCCCCAAAGUUUCAGCAGAUGCUACUAUUGAAUCCACAUGGACACCGGGCGCGACCACAAAAACAGACAGAGGGUCGCAGCAGACAGGACGAUGCUUGUCUUGGCAAGUGAGUCUCCAAACACCUCCCAGUUCCCCGGCGCUAAUAGAAGUGACCCUUUUAUCAUAACACAAGCUACUUUAAAACCAUAUCUCUGCUUGAAGCUUUAGUGUCUGUGUGUUCCCUCUCUUUGUGCGACUGUAUGUGUGCUUCAUGCCAGCUCAGUAAUCAGAACAGGAACCAAGGGAAAAUGGGAUUCAGUGUGCUUGACUCCUGGGCUGAAUAGAUGGAGAUUUUUCAUUUAAACAAUCUGCCAGUGCUGCUUGUGAUGUGUCUUGCUCAUGAAGUCUCCUCUCGAAGGCUGCAUGCUUCUAAAAUGCAAUUUUACACAUCAUCUCAGCUCAAGGUGCACCCACAAUGCUCUGAGAAGUCUGCAUAUUUAAGGAGACAAUAACUCUCCUCUGAAUAUCAGGUUCCAGCAGUCACAGAGAGAAAGCAUUGAGAAUGAGUUUUCUGUACAAGGGACUCCGCAGUGAUCAGUUUUAAAGACCCGUUCACAGCAAAGAUAGAGAUGUGCUGUUAAAAUAAGUAAUGACAUCUUUCUAAUCACUUCUGCAACACCACACCUGAGGUGAUACAAUACCAGUACAAGGACCUGCAGUGAUAUUUGAUGAUGCUUUUAUUCCUUCUCACCGGAUGCUCUACCUGCCAAAACAACCAAGUUAAAUGGAUGGAGGUGACUGAAUAAUUUGAAAUGAAUAACCAUUAUUUAAGCAAAAUACUUUCUUUUUUUUUUUUUUACUGUGACAAAGAUGGUACAGACGUGUGAACUAAAUCAUGAUUUGAUGAACAUUGAACCAUUUAAUAAGUAGGAAAUUAGUCUUAUUAUGGUAGUCAUGUGAUAUUUAUAUUUUAAAACAGUCAAACAUUUGUUUAAAAAAAAUCAUUUCGUGUUAAUGAUAAAAAAAGAGGAAAAAACAAGUUAGUUGAAACGAUUUAAAAAAGGAUUAAUCGUCAUAGAUCGUGAGGUUGGAAGACCUGCCUUUGAUGUGGAACGUACAGCAGUUUUAAUUUCUGGAGAGACUUCUACGAUGCACAUAUUCCUCAUUGUCUCUGUGUUUGUGGUAUCUCUGCUUCAUCCCAUUUCAUAGGAAUUUUAUUUUCUUUUGACUUUCAGGCGGAAGGGUCUGAACAGAGCCUAUGUGUUGAAAAAUAAGUAGAUAAAUAAAUAGCCAAUCAUCCCAUCAUUACUGUACUUGUGCUAUAACAAAUAUUAGCUGAUGACGUGACCAGUGCUCAUGGUGAUUGUAAGAAUGAGGAGGCAGGGGUAUAACAAUGAAAAAGGUGCCAUUUCUGUGGUGACUGGUGGCAAGUGCUUGAGUUGAAUUCAAACUUCCCCGUGUUGCUCAACUAAGAGUGCACUUUAUCCCACGAGAUACUCUGCUCAGACGGAAAGAUUUGCUAAGAUUCGUAAGUGCAACAUUGCCACAAACGGAGGGAACUAUUUGCAAAGUACGUCUUUUGGUAAAUAGUUCCCAGCUGCCACAUAUCCAGUUCAUACUUUGGUAGUGUUCGCUGUUAAUUUGAGAAAGAUAAAUAACGACUGAAUCAACAAGCUAUCCUCACUUUUGUUGACAAACCCAGUCUGACCAUGAUGUGUAAGCUGCCAUAUCCCUGCCUUCCUUCCCUCCCUCCUUGUUGUCAUUGAGUAUGUUAAUUGUCUUAAGAAACAUUUAUAUUUGUAACAUUUUUAAGUUUAUUUGUAUCCUUGGGAACAUUAAAAAAAAUACAAAAGAAAACAAAAUGGUUGUGCAAACUGUCCUUCCAUAGAAUAUCUGAUGGAGUAUGGUACUAAGUAAUAACCGCUUUGUUACAUAAAAUGAUUU